AUAGGCUCAAAGAUUUCAACGAGUGGUGCAGGAAAAACCAAAGAUCCGCUUUGCUGGGGGACCAGAAACUGCAGAUUUCUUGGAGUCCUUUCGUUGCAACCAUUUUGAAGCAGCUCCUAUUCAAACGGUUCAACAGCGUGGAGGUUCAUCCCCAUAGCACUUCCGCACUCGGAGCAAAAGGAAAAGCAUAUUACACCAGACUUGGAUAAGUUGAAGUAACGCAUGAGUAGGCAUUUUCCUCUCUGUUAUUUCUCUUACCUUUAUGACUCCUCCCUGCUUCCUUCUCUUGAUGAAAUGAUAAAUCUAUGACUAUAACUUACAAAGUUUAACUUCUUCCAUACAUGGGCGUUUCGGUAGUUCCACGUUAACAGAGACAAGCAAAGAAAGCUUAGCUGCAGGUGUGGGAGUCAGACGGUCAGUUGGUCACCAACCGCUGAAUCAACAUCAUCACGCUGUGUCUUGUGGAAUCGGGUCAUGAGGUCAGAAUCUCCCAAUACGAACCCAACCAAUCCAAAAAUCGGGAAAAUAGUAGUAAUCGUAUAAAAUCCCACGAGUCCUUUAUUCCAUGGUCUCGGUAAUAACUAUAAAUAUGGGAAUUCUCGCCCUUUUAGCCAAUCCCGGCGCUCCAUUCCGAUGCCAUGCCCUCCUCUCUCCCGGCGCUUUUGCUCCUGCUCCCUCUUCUCCUUUCCCGCCCUCCCUUGACCGCCUCCCGACCCUUCCCGGCGAACCAACCCGAUGGGCCGGACCGGUCCCACCUUCCGCCCCGCCGCUCCGGUGACACGUGGCGCUCCUUCGAGCGCCUCCUCGACGCUAAGCGCGGGACCCACGUCCCCGGCAUCGCCGACCUGAAGCGCUACUUCGCCCGGUUCGGCUACUUCCCCGGCCCGACCUCCCACCUCAGUAACGACGCCUUCGAUUCUCGGUUCGAGUCGGCCCUCACCCUCUACCAGACCCGGUUCGGCCUCCCCGUCACCUCCAAGCUCGACGCCCGCACCCUCUCCCAAAUCAUGACCCCCCGAUGCGGCGUUCCCGACUCGGUCACCGCGAACCGCACCGGCGCUGCCCAGCGGUUCGCGUUCUUCCCGGGUGAACCACGGUGGGUCCGGUCCGGCGAGCUGACGCUGACAUAUGCCAUCGCCCUCACGGACGCCGUGGGCUAUAUCCCGAAGGCGGAAGUGGCGGCGGCGUUCCGGCGGGCGUUCCGGCGAUGGGCGAGCGUAAUACCGGUGAGGUUCGAGGAGGCGGCGCAGUACGAGGCGGCGGAUGUGAAGGUGGGGUUCUAUAUCGGGGAUCACGGGGACGGGGAGCCCUUCGACGGGGUGCUGGGGGUGCUGGCCCACGCCUUCUCGCCGGAUAGCGGGCUGCUCCACCUCGACGCGGCGGAGCGGUGGGCGGUGGACUUCGGGGCGGAGGGGUCGAAGGUCGCGGUGGACUUGGAGUCGGUCGCCACGCACGAGAUCGGGCACGUCCUCGGUCUGGCUCACUCGCGGGUCAAGGACGCGGUCAUGUACCCGAGUCUUAGCCCGAGGACGCGGAAGGUGGAUCUCACCGUGGAUGACGUGGAAGGGGUGCAGGCGCUCUACGGGUCCAAUCCUAACUUUAGCUUUAGCUCGCUCUUGGAAUCCGAUACUUCUUCCGCUCCAAAGAUUAUUAGUCGUAGUCGGAUUAUUGGAAGAAGUUUUAUAGGAAUUCUUGUGGCGAUGAUUGCGUGGUGCAUAUGAUUUGGUUGUUGCUACCUAGUAUACCACCUUGGAUAAAUUCAUCCAAUUUUCAAAGAAGAAGGAGAAGAAGAAUUCUUCUCGUUCUUCUUCUUUUUUUUUCCCCCAAAACUUUUACAGAAAGGUUGGAUUAAUUGGAGCGAAGUGGAGACUAAGAUGUAGCCACAGCAUCCAAUAGGCUUUAGGUGUGUUCUUUGUUAUCCCUUAGGCGAGGGAUGAAAGAAAAUUGUUUAGCUGCUAAUUAAUUUCUCUAUCUUGUUUUGUUAUAUGCUAUCGGGUUUGUUUUAUGAUAGGAAUCGAAAGAGUUCGUUCAAGAGGUAAGCUGUAACCCCCUCUCCUGGGCUUUGCAUGUAUUUUUUUUAUAUAUUAUUAUUAUCAAUGAGAAGAGGAAUUUGAAAGACAAGUAGGGAUUGUUUUUGUUAUGUGGUUUCUUUUUGGUUUGUUCUCAAACUUUUACACAGUGCUCAAGGUCUACUUUCUUGGUCAGAAAUUAGUGAAAUAUUCCACAAAAGAAGAAGAUUUUCUCGUUGAUGGGGACCACAAUAUGCCGUGUCUCGUGGAAUUUGUUGAAAUGAAGUACAAGCGCAAGACUUCGUUAUGUUAUCUGUCACGCGCGAGAGGCGGGAGCACUCCGUGCUUGGCCAUGAGUGCUUUGAGAUCUGGACGAUGAAUCGAUGACCUCGAUCUCGACGUCACAAUGGGAGAAGCGUGUCUUGCUCGGUAAGGGUUAAUUAUUUGUGUCAAUUAAUCAAAUGAGUGUUGUCACACGGAAAGCUACGGCCAAGUCAACCAUCAUGAUGGAUAAGUCUUCUUA
Phoenix dactylifera (date palm) is the source of this 2532-nucleotide messenger RNA. RefSeq names its product metalloendoproteinase 1-MMP-like. Gene Ontology annotation, molecular function: zinc ion binding; metalloendopeptidase activity. Gene Ontology annotation, cellular component: extracellular matrix. Gene Ontology annotation, biological process: proteolysis; extracellular matrix organization; collagen catabolic process. The record is from RefSeq and is a predicted model, not a curated record. NCBI's taxonomy places the organism in Eukaryota, Viridiplantae, Streptophyta, Magnoliopsida, Arecales, Arecaceae.